This is a messenger RNA of Mytilinidion resinicola, 2558 nucleotides long. Its product is annotated as acetyl-CoA synthetase-like protein. Gene Ontology annotation, molecular function: long-chain fatty acid-CoA ligase activity. The record is from RefSeq and is a predicted model, not a curated record. Gene Ontology annotation, cellular component: lipid droplet; endoplasmic reticulum; plasma membrane. The transcript is spliced from 7 exons. NCBI's taxonomy places the organism in Eukaryota, Fungi, Ascomycota, Dothideomycetes, Mytilinidiales, Mytilinidiaceae. The coding region runs from base 203 to 2299 and encodes 698 amino acids. Gene Ontology annotation, biological process: long-chain fatty acid metabolic process; long-chain fatty-acyl-CoA metabolic process.
CACCCCCAUCCGCCACCAAGCCACCUUUCGUAUCUCCCUAAACUACUACCUGGCGGACGCUUCAGCUUGUCACCCUUUAUCACCCACCCAUUAGACCUCGCCGUCGCAGCUUCUCUACUCGAGUCCCGCUCGGUCUGGUACCCACAGCAACCGCCCUCCUCCAUCUCUCGACGCACUAUCAACGUCGUCGCAAGCCGCCAUUAUGGUUGCCAACCCCAAAACUUACAUGCCUUCGGCGAGAGCCAUCAAGAGCGGCCCCUUCACUGUCGAGGCUCCCGGCUACGAGAAGGUCGAAGGCGAGACGAUCCCGCGCCGAAAUGUCAAGACCAAAGAUGCUCUCAAGAUGCGCCCGCGAGAGGACGUUGCCACCAUCUACGACAUCCUGAAGUAUUCCUCUGCCACCUUCGGUAAUGCCAAAGCUGUCGGCCACCGCACCAUCAUCGAUACCCACGAAGAAACGAAAAAGGUCAAGAAGAUGAUCGAUGGCAAGCAGCAGGAGGUCGACAAGAAGUGGACAUACUUUGAGCUCAGCGGUUACAAGUACAUCAGCUUCGUGGAGUUCGAGAAGCAGGUCCUGUCGCUGGGAUCUGGCCUCGCGAAGCUUGGGUUGACCAAAGAGGAGCGCCUACACAUUUUCGCUGCGACGAGCCCUCAGUGGAUCUCAAUGGCACAUGCCGCCAUAUCGCAAUCAAUGGCCAUAGUCACCGCCUACGAUACUCUAGGAGAGGAGGGUCUGAAGCACUCGAUGCAGCAAACACACGCCAAAGCCAUUUUCUUGGACCCAACAUUGCUACCAAAGCUUGUCAACCCGCUCAAAGAGGUCAAGGACAUCGAAUUCGUCAUAUACAGCACUGUCAACAAGGCCAACCAAAAGGACAUUGACACCCUGAAGAACGCUCACCCGGACCUGAAGUUCUUGAGCUUUGAUGAGCUGCUGAAGCUUGGCGAGGAGAACCCCGUUGAACCGACGCCACCGUCGCCUGAUGAUUUGUGUUGUAUUAUGUACACAUCCGGGUCAACGGGAACUCCAAAGGGUGUCAAGCUCAAGCACAGAAACGUGGUUGCUGCCAUUGCUGGUGUGGAUGUUAUUGUUGGUGAGUAUCUAGGCCCCGGAGACUCACUGCUCACAUACCUCCCUCUCGCCCAUAUCCUCGAGUUCGUCUUUGAAAAUGCUUGCCUAUACUGGGGAGGAACCAUGGGAUACGGCACAAUCAGGACCCUUUCGGAUGUCUCUGUGCGGAAAUGCAAGGGCGACAUUCGCGAGCUCAAGCCCACAAUUCUCGUUGGUGUUCCACAGGUAUGGGAGACCGUCAAGAAAGGCAUUGAGGCGAAGGUCAACGCUGGCGGUGCCAUUACUAGGAACCUCUUCUGGGGUGCUAUGGCUGCAAAGGGCUUCCUACUGGGGUCUGGGCUUCCAGGAUCCGGCCUUCUCGAUGCUGUCGUCUUCAACAAAGUGAAGGAAGCCACAGGAGGAAGGCUGCGAAUUUGCAUGAACGGAGGUGGACCAGUCGCGAAGAGCACGAUGCGAUUCAUCUCUCUGGCAAUCACUCCUAUGAUUCUCGGCUAUGGACUGACAGAAACAAGCGCAAUGGGAGCUCUGAUGGACCCGUUGUCGUGGACAGGAAGCGGCGUACUCGGCGAGAUUCCUGGCUCUAUUGAGAUGAAAUUGGUCGACUUCGCUGAUGCUGGCUACUUCUCGACAAACAAGCCCCCCCAGGGAGAAAUCUGGAUACGAGGCGGAGGUCUGAGCGACGGCUAUCUUGAUCUCGAGGAAGAAACCAAGGAGUCUUAUACCGAAGACGGCUGGUUCAAGACGGGCGACAUUGGCGAGUUUGACGCCGACGGCAACAUCAAGAUCAUUGACCGAAAGAAGAAUCUAGUCAAGACUCUUGCCGGCGAGUACAUCGCACUCGAGAAGCUCGAAUCCGUAUACCGUUCCUGCCCUGUUGUUGCCAACAUCUGCGUUUAUGCGGCUGACGACCAGAUGAAACCCAUCUGCAUCAUUGUCCCCGCAGAACCUGCUCUCAAGAAGGUGGCGUCUGAUGUUGGCGUACAAGGCGACUCGCUAGAGGAGCUGGUGCACGACAAGAAAGUCAACGCCGCUGUUCUGAAGCAGCUGCAAGCCACUGGACAGAAGGCAGGGCUGGCUGGGUUCGAGAUUGUCGCUGGUGUAGUCCUUGCCGAUGAGGAGUGGACGCCGCAAAACGGCCUCACCACCGCAGCCACCAAGAUCAACCGAAAAGGCAUCUUGAACAAGUACAAGAAGGGCGUCGACGAGGCGUAUGCUUCCAGUGGUUAGAUCCGCUCGCUGCAAGACGGAAAGACAGUCGGAGGUUUGGAUGUCGUCUUUUACUCAUUAACGGUUGCUUCAGCUCGGAGUGAUGGUUUCUGGGUUCUUUAUUUCUUGGUUUCUGUAUCAGGACCCGUGGAAAGAAAAAGCCGAUGAAAUAAUGGAUUUGCACAACCUGUAUUUUAUGCAACACUCCCCCAACCGCGUUUGAGAAUUUAAGUAAGAUCGUUUUAAUUAUAUGGAUCUUUAUGUGAGAUGUUUUUGGGAA